Molecule: messenger RNA, 6642 nt
Organism: Leptosia nina
Lineage: Eukaryota; Metazoa; Arthropoda; Insecta; Lepidoptera; Pieridae
Source: the annotation of a GenBank genome assembly
AUGGUGGUGGGUGAAAAGCGCACGGCAAACAUAAUAGAUGGGAUAGGGAACACCGGUGACGUCAGACUCCACGAUCAUCGACUACGACUGAAGCAGAGAUUCGAUAUAGUAAGAAAAUUAGGCCAAGGUACAUAUGGAAAGGUACAACUGGGUAUUAACAAGAAGACCGGGCAAGAAGUGGCGAUCAAGACGAUAAAGAAAUGCAAGAUCGAAACUGAAGCGGACCUGAUACGCAUCAGACGAGAAGUGCAGAUAAUGUCCUCGGUCCGACAUCCGAACAUUGUACAUAUAUACGAAGUAUUUGAAAAUAGUGAAAAGAUGAUUUUAGUCAUGGAAUACUGUUCUGGAGGGGAACUGUAUGAUUACCUAAGUCAAAAGAAAGUAUUAGAAGAAGAUGAAGCUAGGAGAUUAUUUAGGCAGGUCGCAACUGCUGUGUAUUAUUGCCAUAUACAUAAAAUUUGUCAUAGGGAUUUAAAGUUAGAAAAUGUUUUACUCGAUGAUACUGGUAGUGCCAAGAUAGCGGACUUCGGUCUCUCAAAUGUGUUCAAAGAGACAUCGUUACUGUCGACCUUCUGUGGGUCGCCGCUGUACGCCUCGCCGGAAAUCGUCAAAGGAACGCCGUACAUCGGCCCUGAAGUGGACUGUUGGUCUCUAGGUGUUUUACUGUAUACCCUGGUGUAUGGUGCUAUGCCCUUUGACGGCUCAAAUUUUAAGCGGCUCGUUCGGCAAAUCAGUAACGGAGAUUAUUACGAACCCAAAAAUCCUUCCACUGCAUCACCCCUCAUUCGUGAUAUGCUAACAGUGGACCCUCUUAAACGUGCAGACAUCGUCUACAUUUGCGACCACCCUUGGGUGAACACUGGCUGUGAGACGUCAUGCUUAGAGAUGGCUGAGGCACUCGCUGCCGAGACUCCUGUACGACUCGAUCUUCUACUUUCACUAGCGCCAGCGGCGCCCUCUAACACCAACAGCGUCGUUGUACCGUCCGAGCAAGCAGAAAUGGGCGGUCCUGAAGAGAGCUGUACAGACCUCACAAGCUCUACGUCUAUGGCGGUCGAACCCAGCAACUCUGCUGAGAAAAGGAUAUUAGAACUUGUCGCAGAGGGAGGCGAGGACGCGAUAAAGCCCUCUCCGACCCGCACCAUAGUUUCGGCGGGUGACAACAAACGUAAACUGGAGCUCGCCAUGUCAGCUAGUGGCUUGCAGAGGAAAAAGGAGAGAGUUGCCAGCUCGGCCAGUAUAGCGGGUGCGCCUGCGCUGCCGGAAGAAGCAAGCGUACCGGAUGAUGAGCCGAUACCCGAACAACCGGAAUACAACGCUUGUGAGUCGCUUCAACCACCUCUAAAGUCGUCCGCGACGAUCACAAUAUCGCCGACGCCUGCUGCCGUAGAGCUGAGCAAAGUGCCAACAACAGAUAUCAAAGAUGUCCCGAAAGAUGAAGACGAACCCAAACAGACUAAGAGGGCACCUUCCAAGAUUAGCAUACCGCCUGAAAAACAAGAAGCGUCCAAGGUGGAAGAAACCAAACCGGCUGUAGCUGCGACCACUGACAAGCUUACUUCGCUGACAAUAUCGCAGCCGGCUACAACGCCAAACGCUGUCUCAAACACUGCAACUACACCCCAAAAACCAAAGAAAUUAUCUAUCGGUGGCCAUGUUGGAAGUUUCAAAGAGCAAUUCGAAAGGCGAGCAUCGCUAACAACUUCACCUGAGAUAAAACGCAACGUUUCAAAACCUGUGGUGUCCAAAAUCGCUAAACCGAAAUCGCAAAGUGAAGAUCGUGAACUGACCAAACCACUCGACAAUGGAACCGUACGUUUGCAACAGAUUGGCAUCGAACCUUCUCCAGCACCACAAGAAGAGAAAGAGCAGCAAACGCAAAUGAACCGUGGUGGGGUGAAGAAGACAGAGAGCGAACCCACUCAUAACAGCCACCCCGUUGACCCAUCAGUAUUGUUGCAGGACGCCAGAAGAAGUCUCCAAAGCUCAAUGGCAAAGUUGGCGGAAGAGAGAGCUGGUGAAGAGACUCGCCGCCGUGCCGCUAGAGACAUCAUAUCAUCUGCUAUAAGAACUGGCAAACCCCCAGUGCCAUAUGGAAGGUCGUCAUCAGCGGGCGUUGCGUCGUUGGUGUCGCCGCCUUCAACUCCUCCCGCAGUGCCUCCCGCCACUCCUAAGGUGUUCAAGACCGAAGCUCAUCAUCGCGUUGAAGAUCAUCGUAAUCGAGGCGUAUCAGUUGAACGUAUUAUACCGAUCAGUAUGGCGACAGAAGAUUCGCCUACGUCACCUAUUUCACCGCCGCCCGUUACUACGCCCACUUCGCACAAGCCCGCACCCCGAUCUACACAUACGCCUCUCAGACGGCUGGCGUCUACUGAAUCGACCGGUACAAGCGAACCGAGCCCCAGUACUGGCGAGCCGAUCAAGAAGUCUGCGCGCGAGUUUAUAAUCCCCAUUGCAGUGGAAGGCAAAGGAUACGUCACACCCAGGCAACGCAGCCUCGAACCUGACACCUCGCCGAGACCUCACGCGCAUCCACCUAGACUAACACCCAGACGCAUCAGCAGCCUCGUCAGUGGCGGAGAGUCCGAGGAAGAAGAUGAUUCACAUAUGCACAGAUUAAGAUCAAGUCGCUUGGCCCGGGCUGAAUCAGUAAGUUCCGGUGAAGAAGACGAGGAGGAUGAAGGUUUCCAUCUUCUGACGGCUGAGAAUCUCUUCUCCACUCUCCUACAUAGGGUUCGGGCGUUGACUCAGCGGCUGAACGGAGAGGAAGGUCCCGGUUUCUCACAACAUCCCCACUCACUUUUCAACAAUUUGCACUCGCCAUUCUUCAACAGCCCCCACUUACCUCGGAGGCAUUUCAUGCGCGAAGGUUGGGGUUCCCGUGACAUGCAAUCGCCCUUCGACUCGAUGUUCAACAAAUCGCGCCAGCAGAUGCCGCGCGGGACGGGGCAGCAGGAUGCGGUAGUGAGGUUGUGUUGGUGUGGUUGCAGUUGGGUUGCGCGUUACACUGCAUGCUCCGACCAAAUCUACACACCACAGCGGCACCAGCGCCAACCACAAACCCGCCACAAACGACACACAAGAAUAGGUAAUAGUAAGAAAAGCAAACAGCGGGCCGCCGAGAGCAAGGAGGCGAAGGACGCGAAUGCGGCGAGCGGGCUCGACUUGUCAGAUCUAGACUUGAGCUCGAUACAGUUUUCCGAGCAAGAGAUGCGUGCGCUGUCCGGGCUGACACCGGCGUUAUCGCGUCGCCUGCAGCAACAACUGCUCGAGCACCUACCACCGCACGCCGCCCGCACUUUGCGCCGUACACUAUCACUCACGAAUCCACAGAGCGCGGCUCGCGUCUGCCAUCGCACCCAAUCCGCUAACGACGCUCUCGAAACAGAAAAUAAAUUAAACACAGAAGAACCGACCCAAAGAGAUAGCGUCCGAGAAGAAUCUACACCAGAAACUUAUUCCGAAACCAUAGAGAAGACUAAACCGGAAAUCGAUAACGAUAUCCCGCAAGCUUCUGCAUCACAAUUCUGCACGCUACCGCGUCUAAGGCGACGGUCUAGUGCAACACGAGAUAUUACCUCUCCUUCAUCGCCGUUGGCAGAUUUAGAUUCAAUGAAAAUGGGGAGUGCUUCGCGAGAAUUGAGUACAUCAAGAUCCGGCACUAGCAACACUCCUGAAAGGCCGUUGUUGAGCAAGUAUUUAUCAGAUAGAACGGCAUCGUUAGAUGAGACGUAUUCAUCAGAUGCGGGUAGUUUACUUACAGAGCCAAGCUAUAUAGCAGCAUAUGGCUCCCCUAAUUACGGAAGUUCAUCGAACCAAGGUUUUCGACGACAUUCUUUACGACUAUCAGGAGAUCAACCGAAAAAGCGUAUUUCUAGAUUCUUAAGAUCAGAUUUCUUUGAAUCUUCUCCUGAUGAAAAUAUUUAUGCUAAACAUAAAAAAGAAAAGGAAUUAGAAACCCAAAAAAUACUGAAAGAGAUUCGGGAAAAGAGAAAUCGAAUUGUGGACAUCUCUGCUAAACACGCGAGUGAUACUAAUGAAGGGCAGACAAACUUAGAGGAAGACGCUUCUGUACGUAAAUGCUUGUCACCGACAAGCGUUUUAUUAAUUGGAAAAGAUCGUAGCCGGUCUACUACACCUUUCUUUCCUAGUUUGGAUAACAUUAAAGAAAAUACUAGUGAUUCUCCAUUUUCUCUAUCUAAUAGAAACACAAAAAAAGCUUUAGAUGAAAAUCUCACUAUUAAAGAAUCAAAAAUUGUUAGACCAAAAAGUUAUCCCGCUAAGAAUAUAAACACGUAUGAAGAUUCUAACAAAGAAGUUAUAUCUGAUAAGUUAAAAAACAAAGAAAGUGAUACUAACAAACAAUUUCAGCGUGAAUCGAAGCUACUACGACCAAAAAGUUACCCUCAUAGUACUAAUUCUACAGACAAGACUUACACGAGUCGUAGUGCUAACAAAGACGAAUGUCAGAUUUCCACACAAUCAGAAAUGAAUUCUCCACCGAGUCCAGAAACCAAAACUGAUGUCGAAGUCAGUUUUAACAUCAAGUUACCGAAGAAACCAAAUGUUGUUCUGUUAACAAAUUCAGAUGUUCAAGAAAACGGAAAUCAUACACAUAAUACUGAUGAUUCUAAAAUGACUACAGAAACUACUGGAUCGAGUCUUGUUUUGAAGAAAUACAAGGUAUUAAAUUCGUCUGAAAAAGAAGUUACACAAAAGAAAGAACCCAAUCAACAUAGCAAAAAUGAUUUAGAUAAUAAUGUACUGCGAAAAAGUGAUACAAAUGAUAUGAAGAAUAACAUUCCUAGUAAUAAUGGUAUAAAAUCAGAUGACAAGAAACUAAAAAAUGGAGAAGCUGAACAAAAAGAGAAGAAGAUAGUUAAAAAGAAAGUUAUCAAAAAAGUAUCGACAAAAUCAAAGACUGAUUUAGGAAGUAGUCAAGAUGCUAGUAAUUCAAAAUCCUUACUUGACAAGAAAAAAGUAGCAAAGAAAACGAAAGAAAAGUCUCCUGAAGAUGAUUGUAAAAUAGCAAAUGUUGUAAAGAAAAGAUCGGUUUUACAGUCAAUAGGUCAGAAGUUAGAAAAAUUAACAUCAUCGAAGUCUAGUUCACCGGAAAAAGCAACAAACAAUCAUUUAGGAAAUGAGAAAUUGAAACAAUCGUCUAAGUUAAAUAGAACACAGAGGGAACAUUCUGUUCCCGUUGAUCCUCCAACUGAGUCAAACCUUAUUAAAAGAGCAGUUACUGUAACAGACGUUGCUGCUCUAGAAAAUCAAACGACCGUGCAAAACAAAACAACGGUAUCAAAAGUUUUAGGUCUGUUUAAAAAAUUCGAACCAAAAGAUAAAACGGUUAAAUCUAAUCCAGAUAAACAGCAGAGCGAUAAUUUAGAAAAAAAUGCCAAGGAAAAUCAAAACUAUGAUUAUGAAAAUGAUCUCGACCUAGGAGAAACAAAACCUAGGAGGCCUUCAUCUUUGUUAUUGAACGGCCUCAGCCGGAAAAACAAAUACAAUAAAUCCAACAGUGACAGCGUCUCUGUCGCCUUAGAUAAUCACGAAAAGCCUUUAAAGUCAGACGAAGUGAAGAAUACACGAAACUCACUAAGACUAGAUUUUUCAAAACUUCCGCGAGUUAAGAAAAUAGUUCCUUCAAAUCCUGUGAUAGAGCCUCAAAUCAUAGAUACCUCUAUGGACAGAGAUUUUAAAAAGCAAGAAUCAAAUGGUGUUAGAACUGAUGGAUCUGCAAAGUUAGAGUUGAGCGAUACUAUAAGUAGAAGUAGGUCUAGAAGUAGAUCAAUAUACUCUAAUUCUGAUGUAAAGUCAGAUCACAGUGGCGAAAGCAGAGACAAGAAUCCUCUAUCUCCGAGUAGCCUUUAUCCAAUACGUCACGAAUCUACCACACCCGAAAAAGAAGACGUAGGAGACAGGAUUCGCAGAAAAAGCUUUUACUCUAGGUUUAACGAGAAAAAACAAAGAAGAAAGAGUAGCUUAGUAGGGCCCGGGGCGACAGAAUAUGACCCUGUUGCUCGAAUAUAUUCACAAUCGACCGAAACCAAGUAUGACGUCUCACCUACCUCGCCUAGCACUUACGACUUGUCGCCGGGUUAUUCUGUUGCCUCGGAUUUAUCUCCCUCUACUGAACGAUAUCGGUCCCUCCUCGCAGAUCUACCGCUAAGUAGAAAUAGCGUACGGUACGACGGCGCGAAUGAGACUUACAGGUCUCUCGAUAGAAACGAUCUGAGAAAAUAUUCUGGAACUCGAAGUUAUCUCGAUUACGAUCAGCCUGUUUACGGACAACACAGAUAUUCAAGGACAAAGUCACUGCUAGAUAGCUCGGACGGUGCAGAAAACCUCAGCCUCAGUCUAUUAAAAGAACCGCAAAAGUAUAAUAGAGCUAACUUCCUAUAUACACCUGGGAGUUAUGCGACGUAUCGACCGAAGAGAACACAACGCAAUCCUGCGCUGAUACUGAAAGAGAGCGAAAAAGAACCGAGCCCCGAGAAUAUACUUGACAAAAUUCGACAAAGGAAAUAUUCGAUCAGUGUGACUAGAAAGCCCGAUCUCGACAAGGAACCGACUCCAAGACCCACUGGCUCACCUCAAAGCAAAGGCGACAGUUCAGAAUGCUCUUCGAAAGGUGACUGA